UGUUCUUCGGAUACAUAUAAAAAGCCUGGGCAUCUCAUGACUCUUCAGGAGCAGUGAAAGUGCUAUAUUAAGCCCUGUACUGUACAUUGCAGCAUACGAGAAAGACUGUAACCUCCGAACAUGUUGACCAGGAACAUUAUCAUCUUCUGGACACUAGCAGUGCUGCUGGUUGAAGCAGACCUAGAUGCAGGUCUUCAAGCCAUGUCUACAGGAACAGAUCAGGACUCCACCUCUGAUGAGGCUCCAACUGUUAUGUCCUUUAUGAUUAUCUUCACAGAAAGCAUGAACUCUGUGUCACCUGACCAGCCCAACGAUGAGCCACAGCAUUAUAAUGGCGCCACAGCUGACGCGAGCAGCACGAGUGCAGAAGCAGGUCAGGCUGCUGGGCCUCAAGUCAAUGAUGUGACAGCAGCUGAUGGAGCCAAAUCCAGCACUGAAGAACAAGACGAGAAUGAGAGUCCAGAGUCAGAAGAAGUGGUGAAGGCAGCUCCAGUGCAGCGCGCUACUAAAUCACAAACUGCAAACCAACGCAAGCGCAGUAAGCCCGUUGUGGCCUCCAAAAAGAGGACGAGACCCCUUCGCCCGUGAAAAAAAGGCCUACGAAGUACGCACAUUGAGGAUGCAGGACUACGAUGAGAGGAAAGAAUGAAGCAAUCCUGUAUUACGUGGCAUUUUGUUUAUUGCUUUAUUUUUAUUUUGUUGCUUUAUUUCAAUAACCACGAUUUAGAUGUGAUUCUGUUGUGAUGUACUGUACUGACUGUUUUUGUUUGUUUGCUUAUGGUUCUAUUUGUUGUGAAACUAGCAUUCAGCACAGUCUCAAGGGUGUUUCUCAAUUAAAUCACUCUUCAAAUACGGGGACAAAGCUUGUCAGUCAGGGGUUAAUUCAUAAACAAGACAGCCAACAUCAUCUCAGAUUACAGUCAGGCUUUUGUGGUAGAAGUCUAUUUCGGAUUGGAAUAUAACAUUCUAGGUGUUAACAUUUAUCAUCAGGAAAAUACCAAACAUCUCUCAGAUGCCCGGACUUGAUCAUGCUAUAUUUUCACUGGUGCUAGUUACAUGAAUACCGUGUGUUCAGACUAGCCAUAGCUUCUUAGGAACAGUAGUUAAAAUUUUUUUGUUUGUUUGUUUUUGUUUAUUUUUU
Molecule: messenger RNA, 1141 nt
Organism: Ictalurus punctatus (channel catfish)
Lineage: Eukaryota; Metazoa; Chordata; Actinopteri; Siluriformes; Ictaluridae
Exons: 10
Coding region: 121-588 (155 amino acids)
Source: RefSeq, a predicted model, not a curated record